This is a messenger RNA of Symbiodinium sp. CCMP2456, 1968 nucleotides long. NCBI's taxonomy places the organism in Eukaryota, Dinophyceae, Suessiales, Symbiodiniaceae. The record is from the annotation of a GenBank genome assembly.
AUGGCGGGGCUACAUGACGAAAGCAGCGAACCGCCGCGCUUGGCAUCGGACACCAAUGCCGAGGUGCUGCCCUCGCGACGGGAAAAGGCACCGAAAGCUGCUCCUGAGGCGGAGGAGGUCAAGAAGAUGAGCAAGCGCAAGAAGAGGAAGCUGGAGCAACUUGCACAGAAACAGGCAAGCAAGGAGUUAAGGACUCAAGUUCUGGAAGAGUUGAAGGCCGUUCAAUUGACGGCAGAGCAAGCUGAACUUCUCCGAGCCUCCCAGAGCACGAGGUUGUCCAAAAGACAGCAGAAGGCCAUGGCUCAGCGCCGUGCCCAGUUGGGCGUGCCUCUGACAUCCGACAUGAAGGACAAGCUCAAACGACGGCCCCGUCAGCAGAGACGUCACGAAGAUGGAGAAGACGAGGAGGGCAGCGUCGAUGCCGAAGGUGAUGAGGUGUCCAGCGAGGACGAGGGUUUGGCCCCAGGCAGCUCGACGAAAGGCAAGUACAGCUCCACUCCUGGGCAUGGCAAGGCCAGGCCCAUCAGCCAAGGCGAAGCCAAAGGUGAAGCCAAAGGCGAAGGCCGAGGCCAAAGCGCCGGCAUCUGCUCCGCAGCCUUUGAUACCAGUGCGUGUGCAGCGGACGGCCAGCAUCGAGGAGCAACGGGCGAGGCUGCCAGCAGUAAUGAUGGAGCAGGAGUUUGUCGAGAUGGUCUUGAGCAACGAUGUGAUGUUAGUCUGCGGAGACACGGGCUGUGGCAAAUCCACACAGGUGCCGCAGUUUCUUUACGAGCGGGAACCCGAGCUUGGCUGACUGUCUUGACGAUCCAGUUAGAUGAGUGCAUAUGUGGAAUUGCUGCAUGGGCCUGGUCGAUGUGCGCGCUGGCGCUGUCUCAGUCUGCUGCCAAGCAGCUGCCGAGACUGGAAGAUGCACGUGAGCUCUUCGCAUCGCACCUGCCAUGUCCACCAGAGCAGCUCCGGCGUGUGUACCUGCGACUCGCUCUGCUGUACCACCCGGACAAAUGCUCGCCAGAGGACCUGAUUGGGCAACGGGGCUUGAAGUCGGGGUUUAUAUUUGGAAGGAAGUUUUACAAGAGCCAGGAGCAGCGGGAAGCCACCGAGCUCUUCCAGGCCAUCGCCGCCGCAUACGAAGAGUUGCUUCAGCCAGAACCUGGGCAGCUGCGCCGUGUCAAGAGUCGGGUGGCUGCCGCAGCAGAGUGGCUGGGAGAGAUACAGGAGCUGCGCAGGCUCCUGGAGGAAGAUGCUGGCAGAGCCACGGAGCUGGACGACCUUGGCGUCUGUCCGCUGAUGUUUGCAUGUGCGGGUGGAUGCCUGGAGGCUGUCCGCCUUCUUGCCGAGUUCCAGGCCGACGUCCAUGCCAAGAACCCUAUUAACUGGUCGGUGCUGCUAUAUGCAUCGCUGGGAAAUCAUGCGCACGUGGUGAAGUGGCUGGUGGAACAGGGUGUGGAAGUGACUUCUCAUGAGCUGGUGCUGGCAGCCUAUACUGGAAACUCAGUCAGCCUGGCAGCGCUGCUAGACCGGUACAAAUGGUCGGUGCCGGACCUGCGCACCGAAAGUGGUAAGUCACUCUUGCACCUGGCCUGUGAGGGUAUGUGCUUCCUCAAGCGCCCAGCAGAAGAUCAUGCACGUUGCGUGGACCUUGUUCUUCAGCGGCGCAUCGCGAUAGAUCAGGCAGAGCCCAAACAAGGCCGGUCGUGCUUGCAAAACUACGUAGAUGACGUCCGCUGGACCACUCGGAACUUUGAGGCCUCCGACGCUCACAUGUGGGCACUGGAGAGGCUUUGUGAAGAAGGAGCCGUGGAGAUCUGUACCUGCCGUACCUGCAAUCUUUCCUGUCAAGGGUUGAGUACUGCAGUCCUUUCAGGAGCAAGUGUGAGCCGGGAGGAUUCUGCAGGACACAGUGCGCUGUCGUUGGCUGACGCCAAUGGCCUGAAGAAAGUGAGAGAAAUCCUCUUCAUGUACGUGUAG